Lucilia sericata (common green bottle fly) is the source of this 2518-nucleotide messenger RNA. RefSeq names its product sodium/bile acid cotransporter-like. The coding region runs from base 722 to 2191 and encodes 489 amino acids. Gene Ontology annotation, cellular component: membrane. The record is from RefSeq and is a predicted model, not a curated record. The transcript has 2 exons. Lineage: Eukaryota; Metazoa; Arthropoda; Insecta; Diptera; Calliphoridae.
AGUGUUCAAAGUGAUGUAGAAUAAACGAAAAUUAUUUUAAAAAAAUAAAACUGGAAAACAACGUUUUUACGAAACAUUCUUUUUCAUACUGAACGAAUUUAAUACAAAAUUACAACUUUCUGUUUUACAAUUGUGCUACUAAAAUCCAAUUAAAAGGAAAUUAACAAAUUUAAAUAAGUUUAAGUUUCUUAAAGAUAUAAUAAAAGAGCAAAUGUAUCUAGUUUGACGAUAUGUAGCCAAAUCAAAGUUCCAGAAAUCAAGUUCAAUUGUGAUAUUUGUAAAAUGUGAUAUUUAAAAGAUCUUAUUCUCUCUUUGAUGUUGAUGCAGAAUUUUUUUAAUAGGUUAAAGAAAAUAUUUAGUAUUUGAUUGCAUUUUAGUAGACUAUUAAUUAAGCCAAAUGAAAUUUAAAAAGUAAUGUUAUCAGUAAACUUAUUUACUAGAGAUUAAAUUAAUAUAAAGACCAUUAAUAAAUAUUUCUCACGAACUACCUCAAUAUUUGAUAAUAUAUAAAAGCUUUUAUAUUAAACAAAAACUAUAAAUUUUGACAAAAUAAAAUUCAUUUGACGUUGGAUACGCGGUCGAGCUACAACCAUUCAAUACUUAAUAAAUAGAAAACAACAUAAAAGAGUGUUAAAAUUACAAAAACAAUAUAAUUAAAUUUAAACAAACAACAAAAAAUCUCAUAAAAGAACUUUUAAUAUAUAAUUUCUAUAUAUAAAAAAUGAUUUUUAAAAAAUCUCUUUUAAUUGUAUAUAUAAUACAAACAACAAGUGUGUUGAUGAUAUACAGUAAAACUGUCGAAAAUUUAAGUUAUAAUCCGGACAAUAAUGAUACCACCUGGGAGGAGUAUUAUACCUAUUCCGAACAACUCAACAAUAAGCCCUCAUGGUCAGUAGUGUUUGAGGAGUACAACAUCAACAUGACAAUGACACAAAAACGUUCGAUGUUAAUCAAUAUAACAUUUAUAGAUCCCACCUGGGGGCAAGAAUUUGAAUUUCAUAUUAUACCACAAGAUAAGGAAUUGCUUAGUUUGUCCGAUAACAUAAUAACAGCACACGAUAUAGAAACCGGCCAGUCAUGGUGGAGUGGCAACAUUACAAUGGAAGCUAUAUUUCUGGGUCGUUCGGAAAUCUAUGUUGAAUUACGCAGACCUCAUAAGCCCACGGAAAGAUCAGCAGAAAAUACUGAAGUUAUUAUUAUGCGUAAUAUAGGCAAAUGGGAUUUGCUGUUCAAUAUAUGCGUGGGCAUAUUUGUCAUGUUGUUGUAUAUAAAUUUUGGUGCAGUUUUGGAAUUGGAUGCUUUAAAGGCGAUACUUAUAAAACCUAUAGGUCCUGCAAUAGGUUUCAUAGGACAAUUUCUUGUCAUGCCUGUUUUGAGUUUUUUAAUUGGUUACUUUUUAUUCCACGAUAUGAUCGAAUUAAGAUUGGGCCUAUUUUUUACGGGCUCUACUCCCGGCGGCGGUGCUUCUAAUAUUUUUACGGUUAUUUUAAAUGGUAAUCUUAAUUUAUCUAUUACCAUGACGGCUAUUAGUAAUUUAGCUGCCUUUGGCAUGAUGCCUAUAUGGAUUUUUACUUUGGGUGCUUUAAUAUUUCAUGAUGGUAAUCUAGUGGUACCGUAUAAGACUAUUGCAGCUAUGUCGUUUUCUUUGGUGGUUCCUUUGGGUAUUGGCAUAGCGUUGCAGCAUUAUGCUCCGUCGGUAGCUAAGAAAAUGGCGAAGAUUUUAAAACCGUUAUCAUUGUGUUUUAUAUUGUUUAUAACGGCUUUUGCAUUUACGGUUAAUUCGUAUAUGUUUAAAUUGUUUUCGUGGAAGAUAAUUUUCGCCAGCAGCGCCUUACCCUGGAUAGGUUAUUUAAUCGGUUGGACUAUGGCUCUAAUGUGCCGUCAAUCAGCUCGUGAUGCCUUAACUAUAGCCAUUGAAACGGGCAUACAAAAUACCGGCAUAGCGAUAUUUAUGUUAAGUUUUACAUUACCUCAACCGCAAGCUGAUAUGACAAGUGCAGUACCGGUGGCCAAUUCAAUGAUGACACCAUUACCUUUACUCUUACUGUACAUAAUAAAGAAAAUCUUUUGUCGCACCAGUAUUGAGGACACAGAAGAGCCGGGUAUAAAGGCUACAAAGUUUACUGAAACAAAAGCUAUAGUAGAAAAGGACCAGCAGUGGGAAGAUACGAAAGCAGCUAACAAAACGUGAUUUAAUGUUAAUUUAACAAAUAGUAUUUUUUGUUGUUAAGUCUAUAGUUUAAAACUAUUUUAUACUUUUUGUAAUUUAAGGAAAACAUUAGAAAAAAUAGUUAAUUAUUUGAACAAAAUAUCAUUAAGAAAUGUUUUAUUUCUACAUAUGUAUGUAUGUAUGUAUUACAAACUUACAAUGCAGAGCUAUAAUAAAGUAAAAAAGUUUCUUUAUAAAAAUAAACAAUUUAAAUUAAAUUAUAGCAGACAUUUUAUUAUCUUUAAGGUACUUUUGUUAUCGUUAACUUAUAACCAUUAAAAAUCAGUCGUAGUUUUUGAAAAAAAAAAA